Neoarius graeffei (lesser salmon catfish) is the source of this 1879-nucleotide messenger RNA. RefSeq names its product transmembrane protein 30C (gene cdc50c). NCBI's taxonomy places the organism in Eukaryota, Metazoa, Chordata, Actinopteri, Siluriformes, Ariidae. The transcript has 7 exons. Bases 413 to 1471 code for a protein of 352 amino acids. The record is from RefSeq and is a predicted model, not a curated record. Gene Ontology annotation, cellular component: endoplasmic reticulum; plasma membrane; Golgi apparatus. Gene Ontology annotation, biological process: phospholipid translocation.
AAUAAUGCACCUACAGUUGUCUGUGUGUUUAUACUCGCAGCAGGGAAUCUGCAUUAAUAUAACAUUCUCUUACAUGUGUCGGAGUGUAUACUACACACACACACACACACGCACAAAGACAAUAUCAUAUAAAGAUGUUAUAUGACUGCAGGCUAUAGGAAUGAGGAGCGGUUCACUCGUAAUGGGGGAAAAUGAUAUAAAAAUAAUGUUAGUGGCACACAAGGGAUUUCAGUCUGAUAUAGAGUGAAUGGUGAGAAGGGUGUGUGUGCGGGGUUAAUAAGUAACAAAGGUUCCAAGGUUCACAUACACGCAGGGGAUUCUGGGAAUUAAACAGGAAUAAACGAAGAGGCAGAAAUAGCUGUUUUGCUCUUUUCUUGAUCCAUUUAAGCGGUGUUGGAGAGGGGGUGUGUUGAUGGGGAAGGUGCAGGUGGGUGUAGGGUCGUUCGCCCGGAGGCCUGAUAACUCAGCCUUUAAACAACAAAGGCUCCCGGCAUGGUCUCCCUCCCUCACGCCGUACACCGUGCUGCCUAUCUUCUACUCCCUGUCUCUAAUAUGUGUGUUGCUGGGCGUCUGGCUCUACAUAACAGUCGAGAACACACACCAGCUUAAGGUUGACUACACAGAUGCUGGUUCAUGUGGCAACUGCUUAGAGAUGCGUAAAUAUCCCACCAAUGCCACGAUCAGGUGUAACUGUGCUGUGAACUUCAAUAUCCCAAAGAACUUCCUGGGGGAUGUCUUCUUCUACUAUGGCCUGAUUAAUUUCCACCAGAACCUGCGCAGGUACAUGGACUCCCGUGAUGAUGCCCAGCUGGUCGGGAGGAAGAAGAGCCUGAAGGUCCCCAGUUCAUACUGUAAUCCGUUUUCUUAUGAUACAAACGGUGUGCCUAUCGCCCCUUGUGGUGCGGUGGCUAACAGCAUGUUUAACGAUUCAUUUAUGCUGGUGCAUCAUCUGUCUGGUGGUGCUGAAAUAGCUGUUCCGCUCCUCAGGCAGGGCAUCGCCUGGUAUACGGACAAAAACAUCAAGUUCCACAAUCCCAAGUCAAACUCAACACUGCAGCAGGCCUUCGAAGGUACGGCUCAGCCGUUGUACUGGCAGCAGCCGGUGUAUGAUCUCGACCCUGGCGAUCCCAACAACAACGGCUUCAUCAACGACGAUCUGAUCGUGUGGAUGAGAGAAGCGGCCUUCCCCAACUUCAAAAAGCUCUACGGCGUUCUCAACCGUGCUCGUACGCCCUUCGCACAGGGCCUGCCCGCCGGAAACUACAGCGUCAUCAUCAGCUAUAAUUUCCCUGUUCAAUACUUCCAGGGCAGGAAGGAAAUUGUGCUUAGCACAGUGAGCUGGCUUGGUGGAAAGAGCCCCUUCCUGCCCAUUGCAUACCUGGUGAGCGGAGGUGUCAUCUUCAUCGUGGGCAUCGUUCUAACUGUGGUGCACGUCAAGAUAGGCCGAGACGGCAAGAACAUGGAGGAGUGAUGGAGCAGACAGAGGAUCAUGGACGAUUAUGGAAAGCCGAUAUAAUCCGAAUGAAGCCAGAAUAUAUUUAUUCCUGUCAUUUUUUUCUGUAGGAUGAAUAAAGCAUAAACCUGCAUAAUGUGCCAUCCGUGUACUGAGAAUCUUCUCCACUCUGAGGAAGAAUGUAGGGACAUGAUGUGAGCUGAUUACAGUUCUGUAUAAACUUUGACUUAAAGUUUGCUGAGUUCAGCUACUCUCGGAUUGUAGACUGUAAUAUACAGCACCAGUCAAAAGUUUGAACAUCCCUGCUCUUUUUCAUAGCUUUUCCUGUAUUUUGAUUAUUUUCUACAAUACUGAAAACAUCAAAACUAUAUGUAUAAAAAAUUUACCAGCUGGGAGGUCCGUAUGGUGAAAUACCGUGACCGAGGU